AUGGCAGGCAGUAGCCCAAAAAGCCCAUCUGCCGCAUCGCCUCGGUCGCCUCAAUCGCCUCAAUCGCCAGAGGCUGACCAAUCACCAGAGCAGGAAGUAGGCGAGGAGGAUCCCACUCUGGGAUCCGACGCUGAGAGCUCUACCGCUUCCCUGAGCUCGAGCAUUCUUAAUUACCGCACCAUCAACGGCAGAACGUACCACAGCGAGAAAGGAAACGCUGCAUACUGGGGCGCCAAUGAUGAACGUCAAAAUGGAGCACUUCACUUGGCUCCUUUGAAGGAUGAUAUAAAGCUCUUGAUAUUAGAACUAGAACCGGCAAGUUGCGAAGUUAUCGGCACCGAUAUCUCCCCUAUUCAGCCAGGCUGGGUCCCGCCUAACUGCAAAUUAAUCGAGAGUUUCGAAGUCUCGCCAACUAUGGUGAGCGACGAUAAUACCGUUGCGCCGGAUUCUGCCCUGGCCCAGUGGGAUAAAAUUUUUAUCGAAGCUUCAAAGAAGAUGGGAAAUAGCUUUACUGUGGAGGCUAGAUUUGCCAACAUCAAGGAGUGGAAUGGCAAAUGUCCCAUGAGCCCUUGGCCCAAAGACCCCAAGCUGAAAGAAAUAGGCCGCUUCGGCCAAGUCUAUGGCACCCAAGACCCUGAAGGCUUUAUAAACUUUGUCGCCACCUUUCUGGGGUGGACGCCCGAGGAGAUCCAAGUCUACCUUGCUCGUCUCAGAGGCGAGCUGCGAAACCUAAAAAUCCACCCGUAUGCCUUUCUUAAGACGGUUUGGGCGCAGAAGCCGUUAGACGCUGAGCCGUACACGACCGAGCCGGCCUAG
Molecule: messenger RNA, 816 nt
Organism: Fusarium vanettenii 77-13-4
Lineage: Eukaryota; Fungi; Ascomycota; Sordariomycetes; Hypocreales; Nectriaceae
Exons: 10
Coding region: 1-816 (271 amino acids)
Source: RefSeq, a predicted model, not a curated record